Perca flavescens (yellow perch) is the source of this 1176-nucleotide messenger RNA. Its product is annotated as fucolectin-1. The coding region runs from base 1 to 936 and encodes 311 amino acids. Lineage: Eukaryota; Metazoa; Chordata; Actinopteri; Perciformes; Percidae. The transcript has 5 exons. The record is from RefSeq and is a predicted model, not a curated record.
AUGAAACACAGUUCAGUUCUACUUUUGCUGUUCCUUCUGGGGACGUGCUCGGCUUACACCUAUCAAAAUGUGGCCUUGCGUGGAAAAGCGACCCAGUCAGACCGUUAUGAGCACCCGUUGGGAGCUGCCUACAAUGCUAUUGAUGGAAACCGUGAAUCUGACUACUGGGCCGGAUCAUGCACUCACACUGAUGUACAGACCAACCCCUGGUGGAGAGUGGACCUGCUGGAGUCCUACAUCGUCACCUCCAUCAUCAUCACCAACAGAGGAGACGGCUUUCCAGAAAGGCUCAACGGGGCAGAGAUUCACAUCGGCAACUCUUUACAAGACAAUGGUGCUGCAAACCCAGUGGUUGGUGUAAUUUCUCAUAUUCCAGCAGGCAGGUCUUUAAAUAUGACUUUUACCAGACGUGUGGAGGGACGUCAUGUGACUGUGGUUCUACCUGGUUUAAAAAGGAUUCUUACACUCUGCGAAGUGGAAGUCUACGGGUACCGGGCCCCAACUGGAGAGAACCUGGCACUCCAAGGAAAAGCUACACAGUCAUCCCAACAUUCUACAGGCACGGCAUAUAAUGCUAUAGAUGGGAAUCGUGCCAGCGUCUGGACCCAGGCCUCUUGUGCUCACACAGUCCAGGAGUUAAACCCCUGGUGGCGACUAGACCUGGGCAAAACCCACAGAGUGUUUUCUGUUACCAUAACUAACUACAAAACUCUUAAUUUACAACUUGCCGGAGCUGAGAUCCGAAUUGGAGAUUCUCUUAAUGACAAUGGCAACAGCAAUCCCAGGUGUGCUGUGAUCUCAAGAAUCACUCCAGGUUUCACCGAAACCUUCCAGUGUAACGGGAUGGACGGUCGCUACGUUAACAUCAUCAUUCCUGGAAGAAGCGAGUACCUGACCCUGUGUGAGGUGGAGGUCUACGGCUCCAGGCUGGAUUAGGUCUGAGGAGGUUCAAAAUGUAUAACAAUGAUAUCUUACGCUGCAGACGUCACCUGAUGCUAUUGCAUAAACUCAUGUUGCAAUCAAUAAGUUGUUGGGUAUUUGGGUGGAUGACAGGCUCUCUUUUAGAGUGCAUACGGAGAACCUGUUUUUCUGAGAAGAAAAAAAUGGAACUCCCUUAUAUUGCAUAUCAAAACUUCCUCAUUUUUAUGAUGUUAAAAAGGUGGUUAAAGGAGAAUA